ACCCUUCAUCAAUCAUUUGACUUCAAAAAUUCAUUUUAUCUUUUACUUUCACAUCCAUGGCCCUCUCAAACUCUCAUCAUCAUCAUCAUCAUGUUGCACUCUUUUCUUCACCAGGAAUGGGUCACAUAAUCCCAAUUCUUGAACUUGCCAAACACCUUCUCACACACCAAAAAAUCACUAUUACCAAAAUAACCUUAUUCAUUCCUUCGAUCAAUUCUUCAUCAUCCAAAGCUGAGAAAGAUGUUCUCCAAUCAACCAUAAAUCAAAACAUUUCAAUUGACAUAAUCCACCUUCCCCCAAUUGACAUAUCCAACCAUAUUAGUAACAACGUUCUUGAUCCUAAUAAUAUUGUAACCUUAGAGACCAAGAUAGCAAUCACAAUGCAUGAAGCACCAAAACUCUUUGUAAGUGCAAUUUCCAACAUGAAAUUCAAACCAACCAUGAUUAUCACCGAUUAUUUCCUAAGCCAAACUCUUCCUCUAGUGAAGAAAAUGAACAAUAUGGAAGUUCCUAUGUACCUUUUUGCCCCAACAAGUGCAUGGCUUGUUGCACUUGGUUUUCACUCACCAAAGUUAGAUAAAGAGGUGGAAGGAGAAUAUCAUAGCCAUGGAGAGACACCAAUAUUAAUCCCAGGUUGCAAAGGUAUACAUCCUAGUGAUUUGUUCCAGAUGAUGGAGGACAGAACACAUAGGUUGUAUCUUGAGUAUCUUCUCAUGUGUGAGGCGUUAACAUUGGCUGAUGGGAUUUUUGUUAACACAUUUGAGGAGUUAGAGCCUAAGACACUUGAAGCACUAAGAAGUGGAAAAAUAACAAAGGUACCCAUUUUCCCAAUUGGGCCAGUGAUAAGGGAAACUAAUGAACAAAAUAGAAACCAUGUUGUUGAUUGGUUAGACAUUCAAGAAGAAGAGUCAGUGAUAUAUGUUUCACUUGGAAGUGGAUACUCAAUGUCACAUGAACAAAUCAAAGAGAUGGCUAUGGGGUUGGAGCUAAGUGGUAAAAAAUUUGUUUGGUCUUUGAGGCCACCAUCCACAAAAACUGGGAAUAAUAACUAUUAUCUCACAGCAGGUGAGGAUGCUGAAACAAAUAAAAAAUGCCACUCAUCAGUGCAAGAGGCUUCAACUCAGAUGGAUAUUGAAAAGAUAAAUGUAGACGACCUUAUUCUUAAAAGCAAAAGUAGCAAAACAAAUGGUGCUACUAAAUCUCAAGAACCAAGUGAUUUUCCAGAAGAAUUCUAUAGAAUACAAAGCAAUGGGAUUGUUGUAAUGGAUUGGGCACCACAAUUAGAGAUUUUAAAUCACGCAUCAAUUGGAGGGUUUGUGUCACAUUGUGGAUGGAACUCAAUCAUAGAGAGUGUUUCAUGUGGUGUUCCAAUCAUUGGUUGGCCACUAUUUGCUGAGCAAAGGAUGAAUGCAUCAAUGCUACAAGAUGAAGAAGUUGGCAUUGCAAUUAGAUUGAAUGUGUCAAUGUCUACAAAGAUUGUGGGAAGUGAAGAGAUAGGAAAAGCUAUAAGGAAGAUAAUGGAUAAAGGGGAUAUUGAAGGGUGUGCAAUUAGGAAAAGGAUCAUGGAGCUCAAACACAUAGCUCAAAAAGCUUGGUCUCAUCAUCAUGGUUCCUCUUAUUUUGCACUUUCAAGAAUCAUUAACUCAAAUGGUGUGUCAUAAUUUCUCAUUGGAUAUUGGACAAGAAAUCUUUGUUUGUAAAUCAAACUUAUGUGUUUUGGAAUAAAGAAACUGUAGACAAUCCUAUGAUAUUGUUUACUUUACCA
Arachis duranensis is the source of this 1765-nucleotide messenger RNA. RefSeq names its product anthocyanidin 3-O-glucosyltransferase 5-like. Gene Ontology annotation, molecular function: UDP-glycosyltransferase activity. The coding region runs from base 57 to 1661 and encodes 534 amino acids. The record is from RefSeq and is a predicted model, not a curated record. Lineage: Eukaryota; Viridiplantae; Streptophyta; Magnoliopsida; Fabales; Fabaceae. The transcript is spliced from 3 exons.